AAAAGAAAACUGCACUGCCACUAACCGCGCUUAAGACCUCCGCGAAAUACCCUCUCGACCAAAGCAAACCAAACCACCUCUUUUGUCCCUGUAAAAUGGAAUCAGCGGCGGCAGUGAAUCGAAACCCUCGAGCACAGAUUGAAGAAGGGCUUGAAGAUGCCCAGAAUGACUAUGAAGAUGAACCGGGGGAGGACGAGGAGGAGGAGGAGGAGGAAGAAUUUGACGAGGAAGAACUCAGCGGCCACGAAGGUGGUCGAUCCUCCGAUAGGGAAAGGAUGAACGACCUACUUCGCCGAUUGGCCACCGGCUCCGUAAGGGUUCGUGUCCACGAUGUUCUUAUCAAAGGAAAUACAAAGACUAAAGAUUCCCUAAUCGAAGCCGAGGUACUACCGGUCUUCAGAUCCGCCUCUACGAUGCAGGAGCUCCUCCAGGCCGCCACCGCAGCCAAUGCUCGUCUCCAGAGGCUGGAAAUCUUCGAUUCUGUCAGUAUCGUCCUUGACGCCGGGCCUUCUGAGCUUCCCGGCACCGUUAAUGUUAUCAUAGAUUUGGUUGAGCCCAAGAACCCUCUAAGCGGUGAUAUCGGCUUUUACACUAGGCCGGAGACAAGAGGUUGGUCAAUUGAAGGAUUACUUAAGUUAAGGAACGUGUUUGGCUAUGGUGACAUCUGGAAUGCUGCAGGUGCAUACAGUUUGGACCAUACAACUGAGAUGAGUGCUGGGCUGUCCUUACCCAGAUUUAAGGCACUAUCUACUCCUAUAACUGCCCGUGUGACACUCCUUACUCAAGAUUGGUUGAAGUUUUCAUCCUAUAAAGAGCGUCUGCUUGGCCUUUCAUUUGGGUUGGUUUCUACAAUACGUCAUGAAUUGGCUUAUAAUCUCACAUGGCGUCACUUAACGGACCCCUUACGCAUGUCAUCUGUAUCAGUAAGAAGGCAGCUAGGACAUAGUCUUCUUUCCUCGCUAAAGUAUUCAUAUAAGCUCGACAGGAGAAAUUCAAGUAUCAGGCCUAUGAAAGGAUAUGCUUUUCUCUCUACAUCCCAAAUUGGCGGUCUUGGACAUGAUAGUAAUCUUUUGAGGUUUAUAAGACAGGAGUUCGAUCUCCGUGCUGCUAUUCCCUUGGGAUUCUUUCAUACUGCUCUAAAUAUUGGAGUUGCUGCUGGUGUAAUAAUGCCAUGGGGGAAUGGAUUCAUGACCUUGCCCACGCCUUUGACAGAGAGGUUCCAUAUCGGUGGAAACUCUUCUCCCCUGUGUUUGUUGGGCAGCCCCACUUCAUUGUUAGGCUUCAAUAUGAGAGGGCUUGGCCCCACUGACUUACGGAGGAUGAUUCCAAGCCGAACUGAUCAGACCAGUGAUCCCCCAGCAAGCCCUGGAUGGGAUGCACUAGGGGGAGACUUAGCUGUAACUGCGUUUGCUGAUAUUUCUUUCAACUUGCCUCUCAAGGUGCUUAGAGAUUCUGGGAUUUAUGGUCACGCAUUCAUUUCUGCCGGGAAUCUGGCAAAACUAUCAGAGGGUUCUAUCAAAGAUUUUUCAAUUCGCCAGUUCGCUAAGAACUUUCGGAGCUCUGCUGGGAUUGGUGUAAUAGUUCCUACCAAGCUUUUCCGCAUGGAGGUAAACUAUUGUUACAUCCUGCGGCAAUUUGAGCAUGACAGAGCAAAGACAGGUAUUCAGUUCAGCAUCUCUGCUCUAACCUAGAGGCUCUAUCCGAGUGUUUUUUAGAUAGAAUCAUUUCUUGGUUGAUGAGAUCAGCAAAAUAACUUCUAUUUCUUAGAAAAAAAAACCUGCACAUAUGUGCUUGAAAAUAGCCUGGAGCAGUAAACUAUUCAGUUUUUGUUCAAAAUUCUCGUGGAUAUUUUUUUUUCCACCUAUUGUACCGGUGAUUGUUGAUCUAAGCUGCUUCUGUUUCACCAAUUAUAUUGGCGUUACUAGAAGCUUGGAGAGAUUAUUAAUAACACGGUUAUUAUUUUUUAAUUUUUAAGAAAAUUUGUAA
Messenger RNA from Dendrobium catenatum, 1986 nucleotides. RefSeq names its product sorting and assembly machinery component 50 homolog. The record is from RefSeq and is a predicted model, not a curated record. NCBI's taxonomy places the organism in Eukaryota, Viridiplantae, Streptophyta, Magnoliopsida, Asparagales, Orchidaceae. The coding region runs from base 96 to 1691 and encodes 531 amino acids. Gene Ontology annotation, cellular component: SAM complex; outer membrane. The transcript has 4 exons. Gene Ontology annotation, biological process: protein insertion into mitochondrial outer membrane.